CUCGUGUGCGUAAAUGGCGCAGCUGUGUCUGCAUGCGGGGGUCCGGGGUGUGUGAGUGGUCCCCUCAACUCUGAACCUACCGAAUGAAAGGUGCACCACACCCACUUCGCGGUUAUGAGCCCACUGAUUUCCAGCUCGCGUCUCCUGGGAAUGGCACGCGCCUCUCAGUUUUAGCCAUUUGGACAAGACGGAAGAGUCAGAGCUGCUCAUCGCUGCUGCCGACCUGUCGACUCCGAAAAUGGGGAACAGCAAACCCUCAGCGCUCCUGUCUCUUAUCGGUGUCAUGCUGAUCUGGCCCUGUGUACUCACCAAAGGUGUCUCCCCCAGACUGCAAACCAGAGACGGCUCAUCUUUAUCAGCAGGACAGGGCGGAGAGCGCCCCCAUGUGGUGAAACGCUCCGUUCAGCCCUGCGGCAGCUCCCACGAGAACUACUGCCUGAACAAGGGCAAGUGCAUGCUGCUGGUGGACAUGAACGAGCACCACUGCCAUUGUGAGAAGGGCUUCAGCGGCCCCAGGUGCGGCGCCCCCGAGCUGGUUUUCCGGCCAAUGGGCGAAGAGCAAGUAAUCCUCAUCAUCUUCUGCGUGAGUCUGCUGAUGAUAGGUCUGGCCGGAGCGCUCUACUUCAUCUGCAAGUGGUACAGGAAAAACAAAUUCCCACGCCAGCAGAAGCGGCACGGCUACAAAGGAGUCCAGAAUGCUUAGUGUGACACACACACCUGCUGCAUCUGCUGCUGGAUCAGUAUUUUCUCCUUUUUAAAUUUUUUUAUCGAAAACUUUUUUUAAAAAAAAGUUCCCCCGUCUUUGAUGUUUUUAGGCAAGCUCACUCUCCCAGCCGCAGCACCGCAUGUCGCAAGGCUUCAUCAAGCAGGUUGAUCACCAGAAAGAGAUUAAGGUGGUCAAAAGAAACAGCUUUGUGAGCGGAGCGACCGUUUUCCAGCUGUACUGGUUCUCAAGUUUCGGUACCUGUUACACUCAGUUUGAAAAGAUGAAUUGUGAGACGCACAAGAAUAGUAUCUGUGGGUGAAACCACCCACAUGAUGGUGGAAAACUCUUAGAAAAUGAACAAAUGUGAGGGAUAAGAUCGGACCAGAGAAACCGUCUUAACUUGUAGUGAUUCAUGCUUUGAAACAUUUUGGCCGCUGUCUGUAAAACCUCUUCGUGUUUCCACAAGCAGACAGACAGCAAUUGUCUUAUUAGUAAAGUCAUCAUUGUGCUGUAGUUAUUUUUAGUCGGAGCCAUCUUCUACGUAGGAUGUAUUAUUUCCUGUUGUAUUUUUUUAAACUUUAUUUCUAAUUUAUGUGUCUCACGCUUUAACGUUUAUAUAUUUAUUGUCAUUUGGCAUUUUAAAAGGCACUAUUGUUAUUAUAACAGCCAUUAAAAUGUUGUCCAAGUGUAACACGCCAUGUUUCGUUAUUUGUGAUUUUUCGUAAACAAGUUUUAAUAACUUUUUUGAAAGCAACAAUGUAUACAAUAGAGUCUUGUCUGUUUUGAAAGCUCUGUUGCAUCAAAAAAUUGAAU
This is a messenger RNA of Menidia menidia (Atlantic silverside), 1519 nucleotides long. NCBI's taxonomy places the organism in Eukaryota, Metazoa, Chordata, Actinopteri, Atheriniformes, Atherinopsidae. The record is from the annotation of a GenBank genome assembly.